Oncorhynchus kisutch (coho salmon) is the source of this 5828-nucleotide messenger RNA. RefSeq names its product oxysterol-binding protein-related protein 8. The coding region runs from base 446 to 3355 and encodes 969 amino acids. The transcript is spliced from 25 exons. The record is from RefSeq and is a predicted model, not a curated record. Gene Ontology annotation, cellular component: cortical endoplasmic reticulum; cytosol; membrane. Gene Ontology annotation, molecular function: cholesterol binding. NCBI's taxonomy places the organism in Eukaryota, Metazoa, Chordata, Actinopteri, Salmoniformes, Salmonidae.
CUGAUUCAACAUUCGCACUCACAAGAAGGAAGGCUACGAACAGGAUUUCAGAGCUUUUAUAUAGACUCUAAAAUACAUGUAAAAAAAUCAGUUUUAGAAACUGAUCCGUUCCAUCAACUAAUUAAGAAAUUUCUAGAAAAUCAUAUGUAUAUGUUGCAAACCUGUGAUAGCAGGCAGCGGUCCUGACUCCUUAUCGAGUGUGAAAUGAUGGGAGUGUGUAAGCUAACGCUAGCUAUUUCUGCAGUUCUUCUUAGCUAGCGAACGACAAAAAACAUCACAUCAUAAGGAAGUUGCAACAGUUAAACUAACAGUGGAUGGUACCAGAUAAGCCAUCUGAACCAAACAAGGCUGCUGUGGUGUUGUGAGGAGACUGCUUUCUGCUGCACCAGCUGCAUGAGACAUGCAGAGCUCUGAGCAUCUCUAACAGGCAGCACUCUGUGGAACCAUGGACUCUUCUUCUUCUGAGUCCCAGUCCCAGGGCGACGGUGAGACAGCUCUGCUCCAUGCAGAGAUCAGAGAGCACCCCACCACAUCAGCUGCCUUAAUUCCCAGUGAUGACCCCAUCCUAUUGACCCCAGGGAGGAUGAGCCAGCGAAGCCAGGGGAAGGAGCGAGAGAAGAGGGAGGAGAAGGAGCGAGAGAAGGAGAAGGAGCGAGAGAAGAGGGAGGAGAAGGAGCGAGAGAAGGAGAAGGAGCGAGAGAAGAGGGAGGAGAAGGAGCGAGAGAAGAGGGAGGAGAAGGAGCGAGAGAAGAGGGAGGAGAAGGACAGAGAGGAGAAGAAGGAGAAGGACAGAGAGGAGAAGAAGGAGAAGGACAGAGAGGAGAAGAAGGAGAAGGAUGGGAGCCUCCACACCCCCAGCAGGGAUCACCUCGCCAGCCCCUCUUCCCUCAGCCCGGGGCUCAGCUACACCCAUGGUUUCGAUCGGGGGAAAGAAGAUUCCCUGCCUCCGAAAGAGGACUCGUCUCACUCCAUAUCCAAGAGCAAGUCAGAGUCCAAGCUCUACAAUGGCUCUGACAAGGAUGUCUCGUCGUCCGGUAACAAGCUCACCAAGAAGGAGUCGCUCAAGGUACAGAAGAAGAACUACCGUGAGGAGAAGAAGAGAGCCACCAAGGAGCUCCUCAGCACCAUCACAGACCCCUCUGUUAUUGUCAUGGCUGACUGGCUCAAGAUCCGGGGUACUCUGAAGAGCUGGACCAAGCUGUGGUGUGUGCUGAAGCCGGGGGUUCUUCUCAUCUACAAGACCCAUAAGAACGGCCAGUGGGUGGGCACGGUGCUGCUCAACGCCUGCGAGCUCAUCGAGAGACCCUCAAAGAAGGACGGCUUCUGUUUCAAACUCUUCCACCCGCUGGAGCAGUCCAUCUGGGCAGUCAAGGGUCCUAAAGGAGAGACGGUGGGUUCCAUCACACAGCCAUUACCCGGCAGCCACCUCAUCUUCCGCGCCACCUCUGAGUCAGACGGCCGUUGUUGGAUGGAUGCUCUGGAGCUGGCUCUGAAGUGCUCCGGCCUCCUGAAGCGGACCAUGAUCCGCGAGGGCAAGGAGGAGCUGGCCAGCACAGCUGGGGAGAGCUCCCAAAUUAACUUCUACAGCCUGCUGAGAGCCCACAACAUGCAGGGUUUCCAGUUCAACGACAGUGACCAGUUCAAGGACCCUGACCUGUACUCAGACAAGUCGGACCGGGAGGGGGAGCAGGACCACGAGGAGUCAGACGUGGAGGGUCUGGGGAAGAGCGAGGAGAGUGACAGUGACACGUCGGAACGUCAGGAUGACUCCUACAUUGACCUUGACCCCAACGAGGCCCUGCGGGAGACUCCGUACCUGGAACAGUCCCACGAGGAGCUGGGAGAGGCUGGUGAGGCCUCCCAGACAGAGACGGUGUCGGAGGAGAAUAAGUCUCUGAUCUGGACGCUGCUGAAGCAGGUCAGGCCUGGGAUGGACCUGUCUAAAGUGGUCCUGCCCACCUUUAUCCUGGAGCCACGCUCCUUCCUGGACAAGCUGUCCGACUACUACUACCAUGCUGACUUCCUCUCUGAGGCAGCUGUGGAGGAGAAUGCCUACAACAGGAUGAAGAAGGUAGUGAAGUGGUAUAUCUCUGGAUUCUACAAAAAGCCACAGGGCCUGAAGAAGCCAUAUAACCCCAUCAUCGGUGAGACCUACCGCUGCAUGUGGCUCCAUAGCAAGACCAACAGCAAGACAUUCUACAUUUCUGAACAGGUGUCCCAUCAUCCUCCAGUGUCAGCGUUCUACGUCAGUAACAGGAAGGACGGCUUCUGUCUCAGCGGAAGCAUCCUGGCCAAGUCCAAGUUCUACGGAAACUCCUUGUCGGCCAUAUUGGACGGAGAGGCUCGGCUCACAUUUCUCAACAGAGGAGAAGACUACGUCAUGAACAUGCCCUACGCCCACUGCAAAGGCAUCCUGUAUGGCACCAUGACUCUGGAGCUGGCUGGCCAGAUCACCAUUGCCUGUGAGAAGACAGGAUACAGUGCCCAGCUCGAGUUCAAACUCAAGCCGUUCUUGGGUAACAAUGACAGUGUAAACCAGGUCUCUGGAAAGAUCAAGCUGGGGAAGGAGGUGCUGGCUACGCUGGAGGGACACUGGGACAGUGAAAUCUUCAUCAACGAUAAGAAGACCGGGGUGGUGGAUACGUUUUGGAACCCCACUGCAGAGCUGCGUCAGAGCAGGCUGACACGCUGCACCGUGCCUCCUGAGGACCAGGGAGACUAUGAGUCUGAGAGGUUAUGGCAGCAUGUAACGAGGGCCAUCAACAACAAGGACCAGACAGAGGCCACCAAUGAGAAGUUUAUCCUGGAGGAGGCUCAGAGGAAGUCAACCCGCGAGCGCAAGGCCAAGUGUGAGGACUGGGCGCCCGGGCUCUUUGAACAGGACCCUGUCACCGGAGAGUGGCAUUACAGAUAUGCCGACACCCGGCCGUGGGAUCCGCUGAAUGAUAUGAUUCAGUUUGAGAAAGACGGCUGGAUCCAGACUAAAGUGCGGCAUCGCACCCCUAUGGUGACAGGGCCCAAAAGAAAGCACAAGCACAGUGACAAGCCCAAGAAACCUGAGAGUGGCUGCUCCUCCCCAGAACCUGACCGCCAGGACUCCUCCGGCAGCGAGCGACACAAAAGCAAGCACAGUAGCCGGUUAAGGAAAAAGGGCCCAGACCUUAGUGAACUUCAAAGUGCCAUUGAUUCUAUAAAGAAGACACAGGAGAACAUUUACAAGAGCAUCGGUGUGCUGCGCUCCCGAACGACAGUGGGCCAGGCGGCAGCAGAGGGCGGAUUCCUGCAGCAGCGCGACUACGCCAUCAUCAUCCUCCUCAUCCUCCUUCAGGUCUUCAUCAACUUCCUGUUCAAGUAGCAGCCGACAGACUGACAGAGAGAGAGACCGAUGGAGAGAGAGAGACAGGACUGAUGGGGGGUUUGUCCAGGCUAAGGAGGAGAAACAGUCUGGAAGUGAAUGAACUUCAAGAGCACCCAGUAGCUCUGCCUCAACCCUCUCUCUCUCUCUCUCUCUACUGAGUUGACUCUGCCCCACUGUCCUCAGACGGGCCACCAUUGUCACACACACGUCUCCAAAGCAAGCAUUCCUGAAAGAGGCUCCUCAAAAAAAACUGAAAUUGUUUUUAAUUUCUAUUUAUUUGUACCUGUUUAAAGAUCCAUGUAUUUUUAAAGGGGGAGUGGCACCGGCCAGGACUGAAGGGAAGUUGAGGUCAGCGUUCGGCCUUAGCCGGCGUCAUGAUGUCGUCAACUGGGCCUUGGAGAAGGCAUUGACAUCUGGCGGCCAUUUUUUAUUUUGCUAACGGACACCGCUCCUUGCAUUUCACAUUGCCCCCAUUUCACCCGCCUCCCCAACGACAGGGAACAUUUUACACUUUUGAGAUUUUUGAAGAAAGAUUACUUUCAUUCCAGUUUUUUUUUUAAAGAAUGUUCAUUUGUUUUGUUUGUUUGGUGUGUCCUUUGUGAGUAGAACCUCUAGUUAAAAAAUAUACGAGAAGGGAGAAGAACAGUUUUAAGCGGUCCAAUAUAUGUGACGUUCUUUUGAAGCUUUGACAAGGCUCGAGUUUCCUAGCUUGACGGUGAAUCGGCAAACAAAAGAAAGUAAUUGUAAUCAAUCGAUUUGAAUCGUUCCACUCAAAUUUGUAGACAAGGUCAAUUGUAUAAACUAGAUGCUUGACAUGAAUUGUUGCUGUGUGGUUAACAUGUACGGUAGGAUGAAUGCUCAGCUGAUCACUUGCCCGAUAGUGUGUAAACAUCACGAUGGCACCUAGUAGACAGUAGAGUCCCCAGGCUGUUCAUAGACUUUUGUACAGUAGUAACUCAACAUCGUCAGCCAGUCAGAAAUCAACUAGAUGUAGUGAAAAUCUGCCAGAUGCAGUGUUUCAGGUGUAGUAUAGGCCGUCAGUCCACUUCCUGUGUACAUAGCUAACGGACUGACUCACUCAUAGCAGUUGUGUUCUUUCCUAAAGAGACGUUCUUUCACACAGACAAGACCCUCUGUGGAACAAGCCAGUCUGGCAUUAUCAAUACCCCAUUACCUCGGUGUCUUUGUGGGCUGCCCACUCUGUGUGUGUCUGUCGUCAUCGCCUCGUCACUGUCGUUCACUCAUCCAAACCAGACGUUUAGAAUGUGGUCACAAGAAAAUAACACCCGUGCCUUCUAGAGUGGGGGGUUUGGGGGGUGGGGCUAAUGGGGGGAUAGGGAUUGAGAGGGCUGAGAGUUUGGGGGGUGGGUGGAAGUUUGAGGCUAAUGGGGGGGUUAGAGGUGGGACUGGGGUUUUGGGGGGGCGCUAACGGAGGUUAGGGAUGGCGUGAGGAUGAGGGUUUGGUGGAUGGAUGUUUGGGGCUAAUGGGGGGGUAGUGAUUGGGAGGGGUGGGGACAGUGAGAGAGUAGGUAGGUGUACAGUAGAAGUGUAAGGGCGAGCAAUAGCCAGUGUUUUGAAGUGGUCGUGCCAUAUCAAGCCUUAGAGAAGAGUCCUGCUUGGCCCCUCCCAGCGUUGCUGUGGUUACGCUGCCGUGGGAAUUCUGGAAGCUGAUUCCUGCCACUUGGAGAGAGGAGGUUAUCUCUCUGAAUCAUCUCUCCAUAUGUCCUCUCUUUCUUUCUCUCCCUCUCUCUCUUCACAAGGCACCAAAACCAGGGGAACAACAUGGCUUCUCUUCCUUGUCAUUGUUCAUUGUGUUGUAUUAUAAUGAAAAUCACUUUCUGAUUUUUAUGUGGCACAGUUUUGCUUGCUCCAUUGUUUUGUUUUUCCUCACUUUUCAGUGUUGAUUUAUACAGACGAUACCGCUGAUAUGAUUCUGUUCCAUGUCGUUUUGCGGUCACACCUCGAUGACUUGAGUUCAUUGUCAAAUUACCUUUUUUGCAUCCCAAAUGGCACCCUCUUCCCAAAAUAGUGUCCUACUUUUGACCAGAGCCCUAAAAUACAUGUAGUGUACCAUAUAGAGAAUAGGGUGCUAUUUGGGACCUACCGCUGGACUCUCUGCAUCCGGACACCCCUGAUCUCUCUGUACCAGGACAUCCCUGGUCUCUCUGUACCAGGACACUGCUGGUCUCUCUGUACCAGGACACCGCUGGUCUCUCUGUACCAGGACACCGCUGGUCUCUCUGUACCAGGACACUGCUGGUCUCUCUGUACCAGGACAUCCCUGGUCUCUCUGUACCAGGACAUCCCUGGUCUCUCUGUACAAGGACACCCCUGGUCUCUCUGUACAAGGACACCCCUGGUCUCUCUGUACAAGGACACCCCUGGUCUCUCUGGUAUGUAUUUGUAUGACAAUAACACCUUCCUGAAAGUUAUGUUGCCACAUCCCCAAAUAAAAUCAAAAUGACGUCUU